AUGAUUGCUAUGGAUACUUUGCUCAAAACACCUAACAAGCUUGAGUUUUUGCACCCACUUCACGGUUAUUCAGAUAAAUUGAGCAGUUUAGGCUCCUCUAGGGUGCAAAAUCAGGAUUUUAGGUUUGGGUCUAAGAAACCACUUGUGAGAUGGGGUAAAUGUGGUGGUUUGAGGGCUAGCAGCAGUGGCCUUUUGGAGCUUGUUCCUGAAUUCAAGAAGGAGAAUCUGGAUUUUGAACUUCCUUUGUAUGAUUCCUCAAAGGGGGCUGUGGUGGACCUUGCGGUUGUGGGAGGGGGGCCUGCUGGGCUUGCCGUUGCACAGCAGGUUUCUGAGGCAGGGCUUUCAGUUUGUGCUAUUGAUCCAAACCCUAGGUUAAUUUGGCCAAAUAAUUAUGGCGUUUGGGUGGAUGAGUUUGAGGCCAUGGAUUUGCUUGACUGCCUUGACACCACUUGGUCUGGCGCAGUCGUCUACACCGAUGAUAAAACAAAGAAGGAUCUAGAUAGGCCUUAUGGUAGGGUCAAUAGGAAGCUUCUGAAGUCAAAGAUGCUGCAGAAAUGUAUCUCAAAUGGUGUCAAGUUUCACCAGGCCAAAGUUAACAAGAUUAUUCACGAGGAUACCAAAUCUUUGCUGAUUUGUAAUGAUGGUGUCACUGUUCAGGCUACCGUUGUUCUUGAUGCAACUGGUUUUUCAAGAUGCUUGGUUCAGUAUGAUAAACCGUACAACCCGGGUUACCAAGUUGCUUAUGGGAUUCUGGCUGAGGUUGAUGAACACCCGUAUGAUGUAGAUAAAAUGCUUUUUAUGGACUGGAGAGAUUCUCAUCUGGACAAUGACAAGGAGCUGAAGCAGAGAAAUAGUAGGAUACCCACCUUUCUGUAUGCAAUGCCCUUUUCAUCCACUAAGAUAUUUCUUGAAGAAACCUCUCUUGUAGCACGGCCUGGAUUACGAAUGGAUGAUAUACAGGAAAGAAUGGUUGCUAGGUUGAAACAUUUGGGUAUUAGAGUGAAAAGUAUUGAAGAAGAUGAGCACUGUGUCAUCCCCAUGGGUGGCCCCCUCCCAGUUCUCCCUCAAAGAGUUGUUGGCAUUGGUGGUACUGCUGGGAUGGUGCAUCCUUCAACUGGGUAUAUGGUUGCAAGGACCCUGGCUGCAGCUCCUAUUGUUGCUAAUUCUAUAGUUCAAAGCCUGGGUUCUGAUAGAGGUCUUGCAGGAGGAGAUAUAUCUGCACAAGUGUGGAAAGAUUUAUGGCCUAUCCAAAGGCGGCGGCAAAGGGAAUUCUUCUGUUUUGGUAUGGACAUCUUACUCAAGCUUGAUUUACCAGGCACAAGGAGAUUUUUUGAUGCGUUUUUUGAUCUGGAACCUCAUUACUGGCAUGGAUUCUUAUCAUCAAGGCUGUUUCUUCCUGAGCUCAUAUUUUUUGGACUCUCUCUAUUUUCUUGUGCUUCUAAUACAUCUAGGGUAGAGAUUAUGGCAAAGGGAACACUUCCUUUGGUAAACAUGAUCAACAACUUGGUAAAGGAUACAGAAUAA
Molecule: messenger RNA, 1524 nt
Organism: Sphenostylis stenocarpa
Lineage: Eukaryota; Viridiplantae; Streptophyta; Magnoliopsida; Fabales; Fabaceae
Source: the annotation of a GenBank genome assembly